Messenger RNA from Lathyrus sativus (Indian pea), 282 nucleotides. NCBI's taxonomy places the organism in Eukaryota, Viridiplantae, Streptophyta, Magnoliopsida, Fabales, Fabaceae. The record is from the annotation of a GenBank genome assembly.
AUGUGGAACAAUCUGGAAUUUUUCAGAAGGAAUUUUGUCAUUAAAUUUUCAAAAGGAAUUUUUCAAACCUCACUUCUUUUACAGUUUUUGAGAGAUCAAGAAUCUGGCUUUGUGACAAUUCUCAUCCGAACACGGAUUUUGCCACUGUAUACCAUAGUUGUUUCUGUACCACACCUCAUUGCAAGUGCAAACUGGGUACUUGGAGAACUAGGCUCCUGUUUACCAGAGGAGAUAAGUGCUGAUGUAUAUUCUCAAUUGCUUAUGGCAUUGGUUAUGCCAUAG